ACACAUGGUGGAGUCCCUGGUGGCUCUGUCACCCUGUCCCCCAAAACUGGGGAGCUGGCAGAGUCCUGGCCAAGCACCCACUGACCCCCCCAGGGUCCCUGGGCAUACCCUGCUCCCUCUCCCUCCCUCUCCCGCUCCCAACACACACUGGGGAUCCCAGGAUGCUCCAGGGAGACUCCAACUGUGCACCAGCACGACCCAAAGGCCAGAGCUCUUAUUCCUCACCGUACACUAAUCCUUUAUUUAAUUUUUAAUUGGCAUUAAUCUAAGUCAUAUUCCUCCCUCCAGAAAAUGUGUGAAGCUUCCAACUCCGUCCUGCUCCAGCUAUGCCGGAAGCAGUUUGGAAAAUAACUCUUAGUUUAUCACUAAUUGCUCAAAGAGCAUCACAGAUUUUAUUUCUUCCCCUGCCCUUUGAGCCUGGUGUGCUGAAACCCUGAGCUGGAAUUUAUGAGAUCCCCUGCUGCAGCCAUGAUGCCGGUGGCCGCCGUGCUGCCCGACGACGCGCCCAUGUUUGACCCGAGGAUCCUGCACGAGCUGGACUGGAGCGAGAACACGACGACGUUUUCUCCCGCUAUUUCUCCGCUGAAUCCGGGGGAUGGGCUGGUCCUGAGGCCGCUCUGCACAGCUGAUUUAAACCGAGGCUUUUUCAAGGUUCUGGGUCAGCUGACGGAAACCGGAGUUGCGAGCCCGGAGCAGUUUAUCAAAACCUUCGAGCACAUGAAGAGAUCGGGAGAUUAUUACGUUACCGUCGUGGAGGACACAAACCUUGGACAGAUCGUUGCUACAGCAACACUGGUUAUAGAACAUAAAUUCACUCACUCCUGUGCCAAGAGAGGGAGGAUAGAAGACGUGGUGGUCAGCGGGGAGUGCAGGGGGAAGCAGCUUGGAAAACUAUUAAUAUCCACCCUCACCUUGCUAAGUAAGAGACUGAACUGUUACAAAAUCACGCUGGAAUGUCUGCCCAAAAACGUGGAUUUCUACAAGAAGUUUGGCUACUUGGUAUCUGAGGAAAACUACAUGUUUCAACGGUUCUUUAAUUAACAACUUCCAGGUGGUAAAAGACUGUUGGUGGAGGAGCUUGUGCUCCAAACAUUCUCUUCGUGGAAAACUUAUCUAGUUUAUGGCUGCAAAUAUAAUGAUCCCUAUAAAUAAUGAACAUCAAAUGUGUAAAUCCCGGGAAAACAAAUUAAUGAGGUUUUAGAAGGGUCCUCUGGGUUUUAGGGGGAAAAAAAAAGCUUAGAACUAAUUUUUACUGCUGUUGAGUCGAGGUGAAGCUUUUCUGUUCUAGCUGAGUUACAAAGGACUCGUUAAAGGGAUGGUUUUUAACCAAAGGUAUAUAUUUUUAUCUCAAAUUUUUUCUUGCAUUGUAUUUUUCUAAAGGUUUGUGCUUCUUUUCUCGGUAGCCAAAGGACAGCCCCUGGGACUGUCCUGCUGCCUGUGCUGGUGGAAGGGUGAUGGAGCUUGGGAAGGGAUGAGGCUUCUCUUAUGCAGAAUUACUGACACAGAACAGGCCUUUGUUCUGUUCCUUCCAUGACACCUCACAGAAGUGCUGGUGGAAGUUUUAUAGGCACUGUUUUCCAAGGCUGGAUUUGUUACUGUUUGUGUGGGUAGGGGAGGAUCCUUAUGGGCUGUGCUGGAUUCCCAGUCUAAAGAUGGAUGUGGGCUUCUCACUGCAGGGCUCCUGCACUUUAGCUGAUAACUUGGUUUUCAGGAUAAUUAAUUGUUUUCUGA
Corapipo altera (White-ruffed manakin) is the source of this 1731-nucleotide messenger RNA. RefSeq names its product glucosamine-phosphate N-acetyltransferase 1 (gene GNPNAT1). Gene Ontology annotation, cellular component: endoplasmic reticulum-Golgi intermediate compartment; endoplasmic reticulum; Golgi apparatus. The coding region runs from base 448 to 1041 and encodes 197 amino acids. Lineage: Eukaryota; Metazoa; Chordata; Aves; Passeriformes; Pipridae. Gene Ontology annotation, biological process: UDP-N-acetylglucosamine biosynthetic process. Gene Ontology annotation, molecular function: glucosamine 6-phosphate N-acetyltransferase activity; monosaccharide binding. The transcript has 6 exons. The record is from RefSeq and is a predicted model, not a curated record.